AUGACUCUUAUAACCUCCACCAGCCCUCCCAAUCUCUCUCUGCUGCCUCCAGUCGAUGCCAAUGAUCCUAGGACUACCUCCUCCUUCGACUCUCUUCUGCCCUUCCAUCCCAUCUAUGUCUGCAUCACCUCUGGAACUCCUACAUUGUUCUGGACAUACCUCAACUCUCACUCCUCUUUCCGGACCUCCUACCUCUGGACCUCCCCUACCAUACCUCCACCUUCUCAGACCUCUUGUUCAAAGGAUAUGGACCUCGGUCACCUACUUGUUGUUGGUAACCCUCAACUUGUCUAUCCACCCUCCUUCUUACUUCUGGUCUCUGCACCUCCGGCACCUCCAGUCGUGCACCUCCAGUACCUCCCCACUCCUACCUUACCUCCAGUCAUGUUAUUCCUUAUUGUUUUAUCAUUUGAUAUUUUCUACAACCCCAAUAUUCCGGACUACAACUUCUGGGCUCUAGACCCUUCCGGACAUCUUCCCCUGUAG
Messenger RNA from Cantharellus anzutake, 486 nucleotides. RefSeq lists its product as uncharacterized. The record is from RefSeq and is a predicted model, not a curated record. Lineage: Eukaryota; Fungi; Basidiomycota; Agaricomycetes; Cantharellales; Hydnaceae. The transcript has 2 exons. The coding region runs from base 1 to 486 and encodes 161 amino acids.